UAGUUUGUGUUUCAUGGGGAAAGAAAGCAAAGUUGUUGUUUUUUCCCCCCAAAAAAACUAGUCCACGCUCUUAUCUAAGCAGCAUACGCUCAGCACAUCGGGUGAACAUGUAGAGAUGGAUUUUAUGACGCUUUUUGGCACCGUUAUCGCCGUUCUAUUCCACCCUGGCUCCUCUUCUAAAAUAAAUGGUGAGAGAAUCUGUCGGCGUGGGACAGAGCGCCCGUGCUACAAAGCGUUCUACAUCCAGGACAGCAGAAGGAGGCUGACCUUUGAGGAUGCCAGAAAGACCUGCAGGGUGGACGGAGGAGAGCUGCUCAGCAUUGAGACAGAGAGCGAGCAGCAACUCGUGACAAAGUUCAUACAAGAGCUGAGGGUCGGAGAUGGCGAUUUCUGGAUUGGACUCCGCCGCAGCUCGCAGCGCCACCGGACAGCAAACACAAGUCCAGGCUGCCCCUCACAGUAUUAUUGGUUGGAUGGAAGUAAAGCCAAGUACAGGAAGUGGAACUGGGAUGAGCCAUCGUGUGGAAGUGAAAUGUGUGUGGUUUUGUACCACCGGCCCUCUGCACCACCUGGCGAAGAGGGUCAUUUCCUGUUCCAGUGGAAUGAUGAAAACUGCAGUUCCAAGAACAACUUUGUCUGCAAAUACCGGGAGGAAAAACUGCCAGUUUUUAUUGGCGACAGGAGCACAGCACAUCCAGAUUCAUCUCAGAGACCAAACAAUGUGUCACCUACUGAGGUUCAAAUAAGAUUACCUGAGUCAUCAGUGUCAUUCUCAGACAACAACCUCUACGUUUCCUACAUCCUAUAUUCGACUAUUCCUGCUUUGCUGUUGCUGAUGCUUGGAGCCGUUGGGUUCUUCUGUUACAAAUACCGCGCAAAAAGGAGAAAGACUGCCACAGAAAGCUGUCCCGGCACAUCAGAGCCCUGGAUGUCAUCGCCGGCUUCACUUUGUCCCGUACAAGGACCUUACGCCUUCAGUGACGUUACCAAGCUGCCUCACACAGCGGAGGACUGCCGAAUGCAAGCAGAUAGCGUAACAAAGUACUCCUGUGCUCCUUCACAUGACUUCCAGUGUGAUGACUAUGAGAACGUGUCACGUGUGGACAAAGAGAGCGGCUUCGUGACCAACGACAUCUACGAGACCUGCCGAGCUCAAAGCUGGCGCGGCCCCAGUAAGACUGGAUGGGUGGAAAAUGAGAUCUAUGGAUAACGGUGUUGAUGCCCGUCAUCAGAUGACCAUCAUUGACUCACCAGUGAAUAAAUAUGACCCAGCAGUAUAGAGGAACUCAAACUUUUCCUUUUUUCCUUGCUUGCAUUUCUUUCUGGUUAUGUAUUAGGCGCAAAAUGGCUAAACAUAUAGCAGUGUGCGGGUGGAUUUAAAUAGACGGGAUAUCUCAAUAUGAAUAUAAUUGUGUGUAUCUCAAGUGCUUCAUCAAGGACAACAAUUCAGUGCUAAGAUUCCAUAUUGACAGUACAAUGCAAGUCUCGGAAUACCCCUUCAUGCACUGACAGGACAAUGUGCUUCUUUACUGAGUUGUUUUUA
Menidia menidia (Atlantic silverside) is the source of this 1543-nucleotide messenger RNA. The record is from the annotation of a GenBank genome assembly. Lineage: Eukaryota; Metazoa; Chordata; Actinopteri; Atheriniformes; Atherinopsidae.